GAUGUGUUUUGAAUCCCGUCGGACUUGACAAUUGUGGAUCCCGGGGCAGGACCAUGGAAAGAGGACCUAUUCUCAAUGGACACAGAGCUGACUUUGAAUAGUUCCCGAGGACGCAGUGAAGUUGAAACGGACACAACAACCACUUUGAGCACUCCUAUUGAGUGAUGUACAGCUUUUUACUUUGUUUUUCGGACAUUUGGAGCACACUUUUGAGCGGAAAAGCUUCUGUUGUAGAGCUUUUGCUUCUUUUUUGCCCCCCCCUCCAAAAGUAAUUUCCUGUUGAACAGACGGGGAAAGUAGUGAAGUAAUUGCUGUUGUUUGGUCCAUUGUUACCGUCCACAGUACUGGAAAGUACUGCGGGUUUUGAAGAGCCUGUCCGCCUUUUCUGAAGUUAAUGCGGAUAACCUGGGACUAACUGCAGCCAGCCGCCUCCCGUGGAACAGACAGCACUCUGAGUGGGACCCCCACGCUAUGGGCAACAAAGAAAACCUCCAAACAACUGGACAAGUUGUUUAGUAACCAACGAGCCUGUGUAUAAAGUGUGUUUUCGCGGAGUUUGAGGAAAUGAACAGCGCGCCACGAUUGAGAGAGAUUUAUAAAUGAGUCGUUUGGCAAACAAAGAAGGACACCUCUGUCGGUUUGAAUUCCGCCGAGCGAAGGGAAAGCCUUGCGAGAAAUGGAGGAGGAAGGUUCACUCGAGCCACACAGGAUACUGGCAAAGCGGUUUUCUCGUCGCGUGUGAAAAUGAGGGUGGAUCUGCUGCGGUUGUUUGUGAUUUUGCUGCUCGGCUGCUGCGGCGACGGCGGCGCGGUGGGAUCAUCUGAUUGCAAAUCAUAUGAUGAACGUCCUAAAAGCGGUGGGAAAAGUCCGUCUUCCGACAGGAAAGUGGUGUGCAGCAACAUGGAGCUCCAUCAGGUGUUACCCCCGGACUCCUUCCCCAACAGGACGGUCACGCUAAUUUUAAACAACAACAAGAUUCAAGAACUCAGAAAUGGAUCCUUCUUUGGAUUGUCUACUUUGGAAAAAUUGGACCUGCGGAGUAACGUGAUCAGUCGUAUUGAACCGGGCGCGUUCCUUGGAUUGCCAGCACUCAAAAGACUAGACCUGUCCAACAACAGCAUCGGCUGUCUCAAUGUGGACAUCUUCAAAGGCCUCACCAGUCUGAUCAGACUGAACCUUUCAGGGAACAUAUUCUCUUCAUUGGCUCAGGGGACCUUUGACAGCCUGGUGUCCCUGAAGUCAUUGGAGUUUCAGACGCCUUACCUGCUGUGUGACUGCAACCUUCUGUGGCUGCUGCGUUGGAUCAAGGAGAGGAACAUCGCGGUCAAGAACACCAAGUGCUCCUACCCCCAGUCUCUCCAGGGCCAGCUCAUUACGUCCAUCAAGCCAGAGCUCCUCACCUGUGAUGCUCCUCUUGAGCUGCCCUCCUUCCAGCUGACUCCGUCCCAGCAUCAGGUUGUCUUUCAGGGCGACAGCCUGCCGUUCCAGUGUCAGGCCUCCUUCGUGGCUGAGGACAUGCAGGUGUUGUGGUACCAGAAUGGCCGCAUGGUCAAGCCCGACGCCGCUCAAGGCAUCUUCAUUGAAAAGCGCAUGGUGCAGAACUGCUCUCUAAUUGCCAGCGCGUUGACCAUCUCAAACAUUCAGCCUGGUUUUACUGGAAACUGGGAGUGCCGGGUCUGGACAAGCAGGGGUAAUACCACCAGGACUGUCAGCAUUGUGGUGCUAGAGCCUUCUGCCAAGUACUGUGCUCCUGAACGCAUCGCCAACAACAAGGGAGAGUUCAUGUGGCCGCGCACCCUGGCAGGGAUCAGAGCUUACCUACCCUGCAACAGGCUCUCAUCGUCGAGCUCAGGCUCAUACUGGGGCAGCUCAGGCGAAGAGCAGAGGGCGUGGCGCUACUGUGAUCGCAAGGGGGUGUGGGCGGAGGAGGACUACUCCCGCUGCCAGUUCCAGAAAGAUGUCACAAGAUUUCUGUAUGUCAUCAACCAGAUGCCUCUGAACGAGAGCAGCGUGGUUGCCAGGGCUCGACGCCUGUUGGUGUGCACAGUCGAUGCCGCCAACUUCUCAGACAAGAUGGACAUCAUCUUCGUGGCUGAGAUGAUCGAAAAGAUUGGCAAGUUUGUCGAAAAGUUUAAAGAUCUGGGGGAGGUGAUGGUAAGCAUGGCCAGUAACUUGAUGCUGGCUGAUGAGAGGGUGCUCUGGAUGGCUCAGCGCGAAGCCAUGGCCUGCUCCCGCAUCAUCGCUUGCCUCCAGAAGAUUGCCGUCUACCGUCUGACCACAGCGCAGGCAUUCUCCCUGACAUCCCCUAACAUAGCACUGGAGGCUCACGCUGUCAGGGCCAGCGACUGGAACGGAAUGACCUGCAUGUUGUUCCAGAGGCCCAGUCCCGAGCGCACACCUGGACAGGACCGCCAACUCACCUUCAAAUGCAACACAACAAGCUCCUUCUCCAGCAUCCUUCACAAGAGCACCAUUGUGGAGGCUUCCCUGCAGCUUCCUCAGUCUCUCUUUACCCAGGCUGAAGUCCAUGGGCAGGCAGAGGACACAGUCUACAAGCUGCAUCUGCUAGGCUUCCGCAAUGGCAAGUUUUUUCCCUCCACUGGCAACUCCUCCCAGCUGGCUGAUGGUGGGAAGAGGAGGAGUGUGGCCACCCCUGUCAUCAUGGCAAAGAUAGAUGGCAUGUCACUGCACGUCCUGAGGACGCCCAUUAACAUCACCCUGCGGCGGUUUGCCCGCGGCUCAGACGCCGUGUCCGCCUCCUGGAACGUCAGCCUAGUGGGAGGCCAUGGAGGAUGGCAAAGUGACGGCUGCCGCAUUCUGGGCCAUCAUGACAACUUCACCACCAUAUCCUGCAAUUAUCUUGGCAACUAUGGCCUGCUGAUGGACCUCAGCAGUGUGGAGUAUUUCUCUCCAAGCAUCCAGCCUCUGCACCCAGUCAUCUACGCCACUGCUAUCGUACUGCUUCUCUGCCUGCUCAGCAUUAUCAUCAGCUACAUCUACCAUCACAGGUCGGUCCACGUGAGCCGCAAGUUUUGGCACAUGUUGGUCAACCUCUGCUUCCACAUCUCCCUCACCUGCGGGGUCUUUGUAGGUGGCAUAAAUCAGACGCGAUAUCCAAGCUUCUGCCAAGCAGUGGGCAUCUUGCUGCACUAUUCCACUCUGGCUACUGCUCUGUGGGUGGGUGUGACCGCUCGCAACAUUUACAAACAGGUGACGCGCAAGGCCAAACGCUAUGAAGAGCUGGACGAACCUCCUCCACCACCGCGGCCCAUGUUGAGGUUCUACUUAAUCGGCGGAGGGAUACCCAUCAUCGUCUGUGGGAUCACUGCAGCAGCUAACAUAAAAAACUACGGCAGCCGGACCAACGCGCCAUAUUGCUGGAUGGCGUGGGAGCCCAGUAUCGGUGCUUUUUAUGGCCCAGUGGGAUUCAUCAUCUUUGUGGACUGCAUGUACUUCCUCAGCAUCCUGCUCCAGUUGCGGCGCCACCCUGAACGCCGUUACGAACUCAAGGAGCCCACCGAAGAGCAGCAGCAUCUGUCUUCAGCCAACACAGAGGCUGGGACAGAUGGUCCCAGCAGCCAGUGCCACCCCCUCACUCUCCAGCUCCAGCCUUACGAGGCGUCGUCCUCCAUACUGUCUGCUCCACACACCGUGCCGCUGUCUGCCCUGGAGAAUGAGCACACCUUCACUGCUCAGCUGAUUGGUGCAGCGGGGGCGUUGGGGCUGUAUGCGGCCCUCUGGGUUUUUGGGGCCAUGGCUGUAUCGCAAGACCACCCCUUCGACUUAGCUUUCAUCUGCCUGUUUGGGGUGGCCGCACUGGCGCUGGGAGCAUUCAUGGUGGCGCAUCACUGCGUCAACAGGCAGGAUAUGAGACGCUACUGGUUCCAGGCUUGUUGCUCUGGGAGACGAGCAUACUCUGCACAGGAGGAUGUCCUUUUGCCACAGCCAGGCGUGACAAUGACAUCCACAGCAGGAUCUGCUGACAAAGCAGAUGGAGAGUCAACAAAAUGUGGCCACAGCAGCGCAGACUCCUCUUAUACAAAUAAGAGUGCCCCAAGCAUGCGCAAUUCCGGCCAUGGCAGCAAACUGACCAAUCUUCACGCCGAGGCGGCUCAGUGCAAGCCCACCUCAGUACUGGCGACAGUCAACGGUGCAGCCGUUUUGGACAACAGCCUGACAGAACAUUCGCUAGACAAUGAAAUAAAAAUGCACGUAGCUCCAGUUGAGGUGCAGUUUCACCCGAUGAACAACAUCAACAAUCCAACAACUGCCACCAACGGACACGCAAACAGGCAUCACAAAAACAGAGGGCGAGCGCACAGGGCAAGUCGGCUCACUGUGUUGCGAGAGUACGCCUACGACGUCCCCACCAGCUUGGACGGCAGCGUGCAGAGCGCCCCCCACAGGCGGCACCACCAUUAUGACAUGGCUGCACGCAACAGUCGGCGGGCGGCCUACAUGGCCUACAGAGAGCGACAUCAGAGCCAGCUACAGCAGGACAGCAGCGACAGUGCGAGCCUGCCGCGCCGCUCCCGCUACGCAGAUAAAGGAGGUGGCGGCUCCCUGGGGAACGGGUCACUGGUGACUUUAGAGACUGAGCAGAUGGGCGCUGCCACCACGUCAAGUUCAGGUAAAGACUCUGGUCCUGCAAAGCAGCCCAGCAGCCCAGAACUAGAGAGUCAACCCAAGUCAUAUGGGCUCAAUCUCGUCACUCAAAAUGGUGGCACGCUCAAAGAAAAUGGACAGCUAGUGCCUUUGAUCGGCACAGAAAGCGCAUCCAGCAUUAAAACCGGCUUGUGGAAACAUGAAACUACCGUGUAGUGACAGUUUCCAUCCCAAAGACUGCAUCGUGACACACUAUCACCUUUAAACUGUGAAAUUACUUGCCCCUCCCCUCCCCCGAUUGUACUUUUUUUUUUUAAUGAACAAUCAAAUCAAUACUGACACUGAACUGUCUUUGUAGAUAUGUUUUUGUAAAUGGUCUAUUUUUGUAACUUUUAAUCCAAACCAUUUUUAUUCCAUUUAAGAGUUCUGUACAUGAAACUACAUGGUCUGAGCUGUUGCCCUGUGCACAUCCUUACUCUAGGGACUUUUUUGCAUUCUCUAGUUUGUCCCAACUAUAAUAAAACAGAAGUUCAGUUUUA
Messenger RNA from Scatophagus argus, 5144 nucleotides. RefSeq names its product adhesion G protein-coupled receptor A3 (gene adgra3). NCBI's taxonomy places the organism in Eukaryota, Metazoa, Chordata, Actinopteri, Scatophagidae. Bases 745 to 4821 code for a protein of 1358 amino acids. Gene Ontology annotation, cellular component: plasma membrane; external side of plasma membrane. Gene Ontology annotation, biological process: G protein-coupled receptor signaling pathway; cell surface receptor signaling pathway. The transcript has 20 exons. Gene Ontology annotation, molecular function: protein binding; G protein-coupled receptor activity. The record is from RefSeq and is a predicted model, not a curated record.